Messenger RNA from Conger conger (European conger), 1090 nucleotides. RefSeq lists its product as uncharacterized. Gene Ontology annotation, molecular function: cell-cell adhesion mediator activity. The transcript is spliced from 3 exons. Bases 419 to 1090 code for a protein of 223 amino acids. Gene Ontology annotation, biological process: axon guidance; dendrite self-avoidance; homophilic cell-cell adhesion. Lineage: Eukaryota; Metazoa; Chordata; Actinopteri; Anguilliformes; Congridae. The record is from RefSeq and is a predicted model, not a curated record. Gene Ontology annotation, cellular component: plasma membrane; axon.
GGUGGAUUAACCCCCCAGUGUGGGAGGGUUACAGGGUGGAUUAACCCCCAGUGUGGGAGGGUUAAAGGUUGGAUUGACCCCAGUGUGGGUGUUCACCAGAGGGAAUGUUGCAUAAAGAGGAAGUUGCAGUCAUGCAGGAAGUGGGAUGGCAUGUGGCUGUGACUAAAAGCUCAUGGUGGGGGGGUGAGCCUUUCCUCCCAGCCCUUCAUAAGAGAGAAUGAACUGCCAUGAAACAGCUGGCGGAGCUACUGGUUACAUGGUUAGGUAAGGGUUAGGAUUAGGGUUAGGGUUCGCAGAAGGUUGGGGUUAGUUCAUUAUAUGAAAGUAUAAUAUAAUUCAGAAUUUUGGUGAAAAAAGAUUUUGAGAUCUGUGGGACCUUUCCUCGUGGCUGAAAGUGUUUCUGAUAAUAAAUGUGACCAUGCUCUCCCCACCCACUAUUUACCCCCCAGUGAGGCUGUCUGUUCCUGAGGAUCAUUACAUCAUCCUGAUCUGCCCCGGCCACGCCCCCACAGACCCCGCCCCACUGGAGUGGAGGCGCAGGGAUGGGCAGGUCGUGGCCACCAAGCGCGGGCAUUUGGCCACCAGCGCCGACGUCGACAAGUACAGCCUCCUCACGGACGGGUCGCUCUACGUUAAAAACCUCCGGCCGGGAGAUUCCGGAGAGUUCCGCUGCGGUGGCCGGGCGGCGGCCGAUGUGGAGGUCCUCACGGGCCAAGACUACAUUGUCAGUGCCGGCAGAACAGUGCAGCUUCCCUGCAGAGUCACGAGCAAACAGACACAGAAGUGGACCUUCAGGAAAAGCAAGCAUUCAGAACGCCGCGUCAUCCUCACCAAGUACAGGAACGGGACCCUGAGGAGAGGAGCCCAGGACCCGCAGAGCCGCUUCACACACACCGACGACAACGCGCUCCACAUAUCCCUCCUCCGGCCCAGCGACACCGGGGAGUACUGGUGCAACGGCAAGCGGGCGGCCAUUUUAGCCGUGAGGGCAGUACAGCACCAGAAACUCCUCGGACCAAUUACAUCCUCCUGUAAUGAAGAAGCAGAGAGGUCCGGAGGAAUGCAGGAGUUGAGUAUCUGGUGCAUGUAA